Molecule: messenger RNA, 1161 nt
Organism: Melopsittacus undulatus (budgerigar)
Lineage: Eukaryota; Metazoa; Chordata; Aves; Psittaciformes; Psittaculidae
Gene: DIABLO
Product: diablo IAP-binding mitochondrial protein
Exons: 6
Coding region: 1-723 (240 amino acids)
Biological process (GO): neuron apoptotic process; intrinsic apoptotic signaling pathway in response to oxidative stress
Cellular component (GO): mitochondrion
Source: RefSeq, a predicted model, not a curated record
AUGGCGGCGGGCAGCCGGUGGCUCCGGAGCUGCUGCUCCCUGCUCAGACGAACCUUCCCUGCUGUGGCCAGUGUCAGGAGGCGCUGCCUCGCAGGUGUGAGCGGACGAUGGCACCAAAUCGUGGGAGUGGGGCUGGGGGUGUCCUUGUGUGCUGUCCCCAUUGCAGAGCAGCAGAAUGUGGUUUCUCUCAGCAAUGAUGCCUUGAUUAAAAGAGCAGUUUCCUUGGUCACAGACAGCACUUCUACACUCCUCUCUCAAACAACAUACGCGCUGAUUGAAGCAUUGACAGAGUAUACAAAGGCAGUUUAUACACUGGUGUCUCUCUACAAGCAAUAUGCAAACCUUCUUGGGAAGAUGAAUUCAGAAGAGGUGGAUGCAGUUUGGCAGGUGGUGAUAGGAGCCAGAGUUGAUGUGAGAACAAAGCAGGAGGAAUACCUAAGGCUGGAAUCUAGCUGGAUGACAGCGUUACGUCUUUCAGAGAUGGCAGCAGAAGCUGCUUAUCAGUCAGGUGCAGACCAAGCCUCAGUGUCAGCCCGCAGCCACAUUCAGCUGGUGAAAUCACAGGUACAAGAAGUGCGACUGCUGUCCCAGAAAGCAGAGACCAAAUUAGCUGAAGCUCAAACAGAAGAGCUCAUCAAAGCUCAAGGAGAGGAUUCUUCAUUGCCAGAGGGCAUUUUAGGAAGCUCAGAGGCAGGUGAUGACCCUUACCUGCGGGAGGACUGAAAAGAAUUCAGAUGUCACCUGGGAACAUGUGAGAGUCAGUCACAGAUGGAAGGGUCCUGAACUUUUCAGUGUGGGAUAGUGGGAAACUGCUGAAAUAAGCCUGUGAUUCCAUUUUUCAAACAGGAUUGCUUUACAAAUCAGGUCAGUUCCAAAUAUCUGAAAGGUCUCGAUCUUGUUUGUAAGCUUACCAUGUUUGUAACACUCAUGGAUUCAGUUAUUUAAAUGUUUAACUAUGCAAAUGUGAAGAUUGCUAUCAUGGAUAGCUGGUUGUUAAUAGUCUCUCUGCUGGGAGGGUCUUACCACUCAUGAUAUGUUUGUGACAGCUCUCUUAACUUAGAGGCUAGCUGGGUAUCAGCCAAAGAUGUAUUUAAAAGUCACUAUUUUUAACUUGUGAAUGAUGUCUGUUAGGAGGUACCUUUAUUAAACUGUGCAAAAGCA